This is a messenger RNA of Racocetra persica, 382 nucleotides long. The record is from the annotation of a GenBank genome assembly. NCBI's taxonomy places the organism in Eukaryota, Fungi, Glomeromycota, Glomeromycetes, Diversisporales, Gigasporaceae.
UACUGAAGUCUCUACGGUUGAAACUCCUGCUAUUGAUAGUAAUUCUGAUUUUGUACUAUCAGAAGAAUGCCAAAAACAACUCAACCAUAAAUACCAAAAACAUUUUAGAGAUAAUAAUAAAGAAACUAACUCACAUCUAUUUAUUGAUGUUUCUAAAGAACUUCAAUACUUACUUAAUACCGAAGUCUCUAUAGUUGUAGUUGAAACUCCUGCUAUAGAUAUUGAAUCUGAUUCUGAUAACCUUUUACCUUUACUUACCACUGAAGUUCCUAUGAUUACUGAUCUUAAAUUAUCUAAUACUCUGAAUUCUUGCUGUGAUAAAACUAAACGUUAUGAUAUAGCUUCUGAUAUAGCUGCAAUAAUGGUAGGUAAUGGUCAUAAG